AUGUGUUAUCGACAUGGAGGAAGUGCUCUUGUCUCACAUCUCUCAUUUGCUGACGAUAUGAUCAUCUUUGCCAACGGUCAGAAACAGUCUAUCAGGAGGAUCUUAGACUACUUGGAGCACUAUGAAGGAGUUUCUGGCCAAUUGAUUAGACGACUAGAGAUUUUGACUGGCUUCAGACAUCAGCAGCAGCCUUUCACUUACUUGGGUGUCCCCUUAUUCAAGGGGACUAAGAGGAGCUUCCUUUAUGAUGACCUUAUCCAGAAGAUAAGGAAUAGGAUAUCAGGUUGGGCCUCACGAUUACUAUUGCCUGGGGGUCGUAUUACAUUACUGAGGUCAGUACUUUCUUCCAUACCUUUACAUCUUCUUCAGAUUAUGCAGCCGCCCAAGAGGUCACUUUGGGCUCAGUUUUUACUGGGCAAGUAUUGUAAGGGGACGCAUCCUUUACUUGCAGCAGUUCCCAGUUCAGCUUCCCCUACCUGGAAGAGGCUGAAAUCAGUUGGCCUACGGACGGAUCCACACAUUGCUUGGCACCUUGGAACCGGUCAGAUUUUCUUCUGGCAUGAUUGUUGGAUGGGCGAGUCCACGUUGGCAUCCCUAUUCUCCCACAGACAGCACACAUCUGCGAGGGUACAGGAUUUUUUUGACGAUACUGGGUGGGAUUUUGGACGGUUAUUACAGGCCCUUCCUUCUCACAUGGCAGAAUAG
Molecule: messenger RNA, 705 nt
Organism: Olea europaea var. sylvestris
Lineage: Eukaryota; Viridiplantae; Streptophyta; Magnoliopsida; Lamiales; Oleaceae
Exons: 3
Coding region: 1-705 (234 amino acids)
Source: RefSeq, a predicted model, not a curated record